AUGACAACUGCUACAUCUAACGUUCUUGAGGACUUUGAAGCAUUUCUAGAACCAGAUUUCGAUCCAAUUCAUUUUGCUAAUGAGCUUCUACUAGGCACUAACGGUAGUGACAACACCGAACUCGAUCUAGCCACGCCAAUCAAGAAACUUAAGUUUGAUGUGGACGAAUGUAACAAACGUAUGAGUUCGAUUGCUUCAAACAACUAUGAAGAUCUUGUGAUUAACUUCUCUACCAUUGAAAAUCUCCAAUCGAUCCUCAUUGACCAGAUUAAUCCCCAACUCGAACGAAUAAAUGCACCCUUCAACAGAAUCAAACAAGAAAUUAUCCAACCAUAUGAUGAAGCAGUUAAAUUAAACAAUGCUCUCAAGAGAAUUCACCAAACUUUAAACUUGCUACGCAGUGCCAGUUUCUUCAUUGUACUUGUACAACAACUUGAGGAGUUGGAACAAGGUGAUAACUUCUCAGUCGACGAUUCCCACGGGGAUGUUGUUCGCUUGGCAAAACUCCAUUCUCAAAUCAGACAAUUGUAUCAGAGUGCUUCUGGAGAAGAUACAAGUACGCAUAUCUUACUGGUGAAGCUUAUCCGCGACUACCAAGGCAUUGAAGCUGCUCGAAGAGCAUCCUUAAUUAAUCAAUGUUCUCAGUUAAUCAACAAUGAAUUCUCUCAUUUGACGUCUCUCCAUCCGGGGAACAGGAAAUUAAACAACAACUUACAAGCGUUAUACAUUUUGGAUCCAAACGAAUUCUUUUUAAUCUUCGAUAAGGCAACAAUAACUAGACAGGUGACUAUCAAUGUCAACCUUCUUUCUCGUGCGUUACAAUCGCCACGUAACUUCACCACCAUAGUGAAAGAAGUCAAGGAUACAUCCCAGGAAUAUUUUGAGAAAUUGAAUGCCAUCCUUUCUGGUUGGAAAAUGGAUGACGAUCAAACAAUCUUGCAUGUUGUGUUGACUCACUAUAAAGUUGAAUUACUUUAUGCUUUAUAUUGGUCAAAAUUGAAUCAUAAGUUCAAAAAGAAUAUUGCAUCAACCAUGGCUAGAGUGGGACCAAUUGCAAAGAACUUGAAAGUAUACUAUGAAGGAUUAAAGAAUGCCGUACUGGAAAUGUUCACUACAGAAUAUGAAAAACGAUUAAUUUUGGAUUCACUUUCACUCAUAAAUAGAUAG
Messenger RNA from Spathaspora passalidarum NRRL Y-27907, 1167 nucleotides. RefSeq names its product Golgi transport complex subunit. Gene Ontology annotation, cellular component: COG complex. Gene Ontology annotation, biological process: intra-Golgi vesicle-mediated transport. The transcript has a single exon. The record is from RefSeq and is a predicted model, not a curated record. Bases 1 to 1167 code for a protein of 388 amino acids. NCBI's taxonomy places the organism in Eukaryota, Fungi, Ascomycota, Pichiomycetes, Serinales, Debaryomycetaceae.